GGCGGCGGCGGCGGAACGGGCGGAGGCUGCGGGUUUCGUAACCGUCGCUCCUCCUCGCUGACUCGCGGGCUGCGAGGCCUGGGUCCGUCGCGCCGCGCCGCGCGGGGCCGGUCGGAGUGGAGGCCGCCUGGGGGCGGGCGGGCUGGAGGCACAAGUGCAUAUGAAGAUUUCUUGGCAGCUUAGUGUGGAAACCAUUGAUCACCUUGCCCUCAUUUCUGCCUGUUCUGUGUCAGCAAGAGACAGCGCCCAAAUGAGCAAGAUAGCCCAGCAGAAUAGUGCUCCGGGAAUAAGUGUUAUUCAUACUCCAGCUCCUGCCGGCGGCUUACAGCAGGUUCCUCAGCUGGUGCCUGCUGGCCCCGGGGGAGGCGGCAAGGCUGUGGCCCCAAGCAAGCAAAGCAAAAAGAGCUCACCCAUGGAUCGCAACAGCGGUGAGUAUCGUCAGCGCAGAGAGAGGAACAACAUGGCUGUGAAAAAGAGCCGGUUGAAAAGCAAGCAGAAAGCACAGGACACGCUGCAGAGAGAGAACCAGCUCAAAGAAGACAAUGAACGGUUGGAAGCAAAAAUUAAAUUGCUGACUAAGGAAUUAAGCGUAUUGAAAGAUUUGUUUCUUGAGCACGCACACAACCUUGCGGAUAAUGUGCCACCCGCUAGCACUGAGAAUACGACUUCUGACAACGCAGGGCAGUAG
Odobenus rosmarus divergens (Pacific walrus) is the source of this 688-nucleotide messenger RNA. RefSeq names its product CCAAT/enhancer-binding protein gamma-like. Gene Ontology annotation, molecular function: DNA-binding transcription factor activity, RNA polymerase II-specific; RNA polymerase II cis-regulatory region sequence-specific DNA binding. Gene Ontology annotation, biological process: regulation of transcription by RNA polymerase II; DNA-templated transcription. NCBI's taxonomy places the organism in Eukaryota, Metazoa, Chordata, Mammalia, Carnivora, Odobenidae. The coding region runs from base 161 to 688 and encodes 175 amino acids. The transcript has a single exon. The record is from RefSeq and is a predicted model, not a curated record.